Uloborus diversus is the source of this 444-nucleotide messenger RNA. RefSeq names its product ubiquitin-conjugating enzyme E2-17 kDa (gene eff). Bases 1 to 444 code for a protein of 147 amino acids. Gene Ontology annotation, cellular component: nucleus. Lineage: Eukaryota; Metazoa; Arthropoda; Arachnida; Araneae; Uloboridae. The record is from RefSeq and is a predicted model, not a curated record. The transcript has a single exon. Gene Ontology annotation, molecular function: ubiquitin conjugating enzyme activity. Gene Ontology annotation, biological process: ubiquitin-dependent protein catabolic process; protein polyubiquitination.
AUGGCUCUCAAAAGAAUUAAAAAAGAGUUGGAAGAUCUGAAACGUGACCCUCCUGCUCAAUGUUCAGCUGGGCCUGUCGGCGAUGAUUUAUUCCAUUGGCAAGCAACAAUAAUGGGUCCACCAGAUAGUCCAUAUCAAGGAGGAGUAUUUUUCUUAACAAUUCACUUCCCAACGGACUAUCCUUUCAAGCCUCCAAAAGUAGCUUUCACAACUCGAAUAUAUCACCCUAAUAUCAAUAGUAAUGGAAGCAUUUGCCUGGACAUUUUACGUUCGCAGUGGUCGCCAGCAUUAACGAUAUCAAAAGUUUUGUUGUCUAUCUGUUCGUUAUUAUGCGACCCUAAUCCCGAUGAUCCUUUAGUUCCAGAAAUCGCUAGAAUCUACAAAACAGAUCGUGAAAAAUACAAUGAACUUGCUAGAGAAUGGAGCAGGAAAUAUGCAAUGUGA